AUGUCUACUGAAGGCAAGAUCCUUCCCAGAAAGCGCCUGAUUGUGUGCUGCGAUGGUACCUGGCAGACCGGGGACAAAACCUACGGAACCAGUCCAUCCAAUAUCGUCAAGCUGAGUCGCAUGAUUGGUCGACAGUCAGUGCCGGAAGGAAUCCCCCAAGUCGUCUACUACCAAUCCGGUGUCGGAACCGGUGACUUCGUGUCUGGUAUCUUUCAAGGCUCUUUCGGCUGGGGACUUGCGGACAACGUUGCCUCCGCGUACCACUAUUUAUCGGCCAAUUUCGAACAAGGAAAUGGGAAGGGCUCGCCUGAUGAGGAGGACUCAAAUCACAAAACGUAUUCGAAUGAUGAGAUCUUUCUGUUCGGUUUCUCCCGUGGAGCUUACACUGCUCGCGCGCUCGGGGGGCUGAUAACAGAAAUGGGCCUGCUUAAGCCGAAAUACUUGAAUGAUUUUCCAAGAGCGUAUGAGAUCUACAAGAAACUUGGCAAAAUGGCGGCCCCGAAAGAUCCUUCGGAAUCGCCUAUCAGCAGUCCGAUAUCACGCUAUGUAAGCGAGCUGACUACAGAUGAGCGAGAGUUCUGGAAUCAUCUGGCCUGUGACAAAGAGGACGGAAAAACAUUCCGUCACGUCAAAAUCAAAGCGAUUGGGGUUUGGGAUACCGUCGGUGCACUAGGGAUCCCGGAUAGCCCUUUGACUACCAUAUUUCCUCAGGUAAACGGGCGCUACCAGUUCCACAACACUUCUCUAAAUGGGGACAUUGAGAAUGCAUUCCAAGCACUUGCUCUGGAUGAGCGCCGGGGAGCGUUUCCUCCAACACUUUGGUAUCUUCCCAAUGAACACUCGAAGGAUGAAUUCUCGACAGAUGGGUCUUCGAAGAACAGUCCUUGCACCAAUCUGAAGCAAUGCUGGUUUCCCGGAUUUCACGAGUCUAUCGGAGGCGGCGGUGUGGGAAUUCAGUACUGGUUUCAGCAUUGGUUCCCGAAAUUGUCAACGAUAUUCAUGCCGGACACAUCGGAAAUGCACGAAGUGACGCUUGCCUGGAUGUGCGACCAAGUCGAUGGUCUACUUUCCUUCGACGAGGCCACUGUGGAGUACAUCCUUCUGAGGCAUGGCAAAAACCGACACAACUGGGCUUCCUGCAAAGAAUUCGACAUGAUGCAUAUCCUGUUCUUCUUCAGACUCAUCCUGUUUGGAGGAUCCCGCACAAGAAAACCGGGCCGAUACUAUCGAUCCGACGUCCAAACGAAUGAGUCAAUCCAUCCGUCGCAGGGGAAAGCAAAGUGGGUCCGAAAGGAAGUCCAGCCGGUGCUUCUGAAAGCGAGCCAAGACAGAGUCGAGCUUCCAGAAUGGAUCAUCCGUCAAUCCAGCGAGAAGAUCAAUUUCGAAGCCAAGAUACUUCCAAGUGAUCUUGAAGAGGAACCCCCCAGCGGAACACCGGGUGACAAUCCAGAGAACCAGCAGUACUGGACCCGGACCAUUUGGCCUCUGCCAAACCCCGUCAUCCGCCGCAACAUCAACAUGAGGCCCUACUGGAACGACCUUGAAGGAAUGUAA
Molecule: messenger RNA, 1554 nt
Organism: Lasiodiplodia theobromae
Lineage: Eukaryota; Fungi; Ascomycota; Dothideomycetes; Botryosphaeriales; Botryosphaeriaceae
Product: Cysteine synthase a
Exons: 5
Coding region: 1-1554 (517 amino acids)
Source: RefSeq, a predicted model, not a curated record